Cucumis sativus (cucumber) is the source of this 2026-nucleotide messenger RNA. RefSeq names its product (+)-gamma-cadinene synthase. Gene Ontology annotation, molecular function: terpene synthase activity; magnesium ion binding. The record is from RefSeq and is a predicted model, not a curated record. NCBI's taxonomy places the organism in Eukaryota, Viridiplantae, Streptophyta, Magnoliopsida, Cucurbitales, Cucurbitaceae. The coding region runs from base 151 to 1827 and encodes 558 amino acids. The transcript is spliced from 7 exons. Gene Ontology annotation, biological process: diterpenoid biosynthetic process.
AUAUCACAAAGUGCUCACCCAUAGUUCAAACUCUCCAGUCAAUUAGAUACAAAUCUGAAGAGGAUCUCAAAUACCUUUUUCAUUUUUCUUUUUCACUUUGAGAAUUUAGAAAUAGUUUCUUCUCAAGUUUUAAAUUUCCGUGCUUCCAUUAUGAAAACCAAUGAUAUUUCUGAUGUUAACCGUUCUCUUGCAAAUUUUCAUCCUACUAUUUGGAAGGAACAAUUCCUUUCAUUUGAUGAUGCAUUGAAAGUAGAUGAUGGCAUGGAAUUAGAAAGAAUUGAAAAGUUGAAAGAAGAAAUAAGGAUGAUGGUGACUGCUUCCAUGGAAAAUCCAUUGGCAAAUCUAAAUUUGGUUGAUUCAAUCCAACGGCUGGGAGUAUCUUAUCAUUUUGAAGAUGAGAUUGAACAAUUCUUAGAACAUAUAUAUGUGUCUUAUAAUAAUUCCCUUCUAUUGAGUAACAAAGAUAGUGAAGAUGACGAUCUUCAUUUUACUGCUCUUCUAUUUCGACUUCUCAGGCAACAAGGUUAUAGGAUUUCAUGUGAUAUAUUUUUGAAGUUCAUGGACAAGAAUGGAAAAUUUAAAGAGUCAUUGGUUGAGGAUGAAAGAGGAAUAUUGAGCCUAUAUGAAGCAUCACAUAUGAGGGGGCAUGGAGAAGCUUUGCUUGAGGAAGCUCUUGAAUUUACAACCACACAUCUUAAAGCAUAUAUUCAUCUUUACUCAAAUAUUAAUCCAAAUUUUGCAUCUGAAGUUAGUAAUGCAUUGAAAUUGCCUAUUAGAAAAUGUGUUCCAAGAAUCAAGGCAAGAGAGUAUUUUCAAAUUUACCAGCAACAUCCUUCUCACAGUGAGACUUUGCUUGAAUUCUCUAAACUAGACUUCAACAUAUUACAAAAACUUCAUCAAAAGGAGCUAAGCGAAAUCUGCAGGUGGUGGAAGGAUUUAGAUGUCCCAACAAAGUUCCCUUUUGCAAGAGAUAGAAUUGUAGAGUGUUAUUUUUGGACGUUGGGAGCAUACUUUGAACCUCAAUACAACGUUGGGAGGAAAAUGUUAACCAAAGUAAUUGCAAUUUCUUCAAUUUUAGAUGAUAUUUACGAUGCCUAUGGAACAUUUGAAGAACUCCAAGUCCUCGCCCCAGCAAUUCAAAGGUGGGAUAGAAGCAUGGUGCAUACACUUCCCGAGUACAUGAAACCUUUUUAUGUAGCAAUGUUUGAAGUUUAUGAGGAAAUUAGCAAAGAGAUUGGCAAGGAUCAAAAUUCUCUCCAUCUUCAAGUUGCAAUAGGAGGAAUAAAAAAGUUAUCUGAAUCCUAUUUUGAAGAAGCUAAAUGGUUAAAUAAAAAGUAUAAACCAAGCUUUAAGGAGUACAUGGAAUUGGCAUUAAAUACCACAGGCUAUACCUUGCUUAUAUCCAUUUCUUUUCUUGGAUUGGGUGAUCACAUUGUAACAAACGAGGUUCUUCAAUGGCUUUCCAAUGGACCUCAAAUUAUUAAAGCCUCAACUAUCAUUUGUAGACUCAUGGACGACAUCGCUUCCCACAAGUUUGAACAAGAAAGGGAGCAUGUAGCUUCUGCCGUUGAAUCGUACAUGGAGCAAUAUGAUUGUUCAGAAGAAGAAGCUUGUGUUGAACUUCAUAAGGAAGUGGUUGAUGCAUGGAAGGAUACAAAUGAAGCAUUUUAUCGCCCAUUUAAUGUACCAUUGCCUGUUCUAAUGCGUGUACUCAAUUUUUCAAGAGUUAUGAACUUGCUUUAUUUGGAUGAAGAUGGAUACACAAAUGCAAAGAGUAGAACAAAGUUUCUUAUUAAAUCUCUUCUUGUUGACCCACUGCCUUGUUAAAUGAACUUGAAGCCCAUCUUGCUUGAAAUUAAAUGGCAAGAACUCUCUUUUGACCAAUGAAUGAAUAUAGGUAGUGCAAAGAGAUUAAAAUAAGCUAGUUUUCUUGCCAUUUUCAUCCAUGAGGUUUAUCGUGUGUAUUGUUAUGAAUUAUUGUAUAAAAUAUUGGUGUGAAGAGUAUUUUGUACCAUUCUUUUCUUUC